Hevea brasiliensis (rubber tree) is the source of this 780-nucleotide messenger RNA. Its product is annotated as carrot ABA-induced in somatic embryos 3. Lineage: Eukaryota; Viridiplantae; Streptophyta; Magnoliopsida; Malpighiales; Euphorbiaceae. Gene Ontology annotation, cellular component: cytosol. Gene Ontology annotation, biological process: response to abscisic acid. The transcript has 2 exons. The record is from RefSeq and is a predicted model, not a curated record.
CCUUGCUCACCGUCAUAAUUCUCCUCUAUAAAUAGGCUCUCGAAUCAUUCGGUUUCUGUACGUUGCAUUCGCAUUAGCGUAUGGUCAAAGUGGGGGAACUCGAGAGCUUAUAGUUUGGUGAGGAACAUCUUUGUCAGCCAAAGAAGAAAGGGAAUUCAAGCGAGGACAAUGGCUUCUGGACAAGAACGAGCUGAACUUGACGCAAGGGCAAAGCAAGGAGAGACUGUUGUUCCUGGUGGAACUGGUGGCAAGAGCCUUGAAGCUCUGGAGCACCUUGCUGAAGGUAUACGGAGCCGAGGAGGGCAGACGAGGAGAGAUCAGCUAGGAACAGAGGGGUACAAGGAGCUGGGCCACCGUGGAGGUGAGACCAGUUAGGAGCAGAUGGGGACUGAAGGGUUUCACGAGAUGGGCCGCAAAGGUAGUCUUAGUUCCAUAGAUAAGUCUGGUGGAGAGCAUGCUGCCGAGGAAGGGAUUGAAAUUGAUGAGUCCAAGUACAGAACCCAUAGCUAGGUUCUGUGAGUCGGUAUCUUCUUUAACUAGUCCUUGGUGUUUGGUAGCUGUAGGGUUUCCAGGAUACGUUAGUUGUAAUUGGAAUAUGUAUGGGUCGUUUUUGUUCCCAGGUUUUUUGAACCAACUCCUGCUACGUGGAGGAGACGUUCCAUGCAUGGCUUUUGGGUUUUCUUUAAGGCUUUUUUUGUUAUAUUGCCUCUUUUUGUGUAGACUGAAGUUGGCUUGUGUGAACUUCCAUAAUGUAAGUUAUGACAGUCACUUUUGUUUCGA